Messenger RNA from Dromaius novaehollandiae (emu), 1124 nucleotides. It is a transcript of the gene C3H6orf163, whose product is annotated as chromosome 3 C6orf163 homolog. The record is from RefSeq and is a predicted model, not a curated record. The transcript has 5 exons. Bases 1 to 1041 code for a protein of 346 amino acids. Lineage: Eukaryota; Metazoa; Chordata; Aves; Casuariiformes; Dromaiidae.
AUGAUUAGAAAUCCAGAUUUCGACUCCUUUGUUUGCUGUGCUCUCUGUUCAAAAAUAAUAUCACCACCACCUUCCCCUGCUACUUUCGAUCUGAUUCGGGAGUAUAAGCCUUUCAAAACACGGUAUUACACUCAUCAGGAUAUACUGGAGAUUGGAGCAAGCAUUCAACAAGAAUUACAUAAUAAGAAGGAAGCAGAGAUACAAGAGCGUAUUGAAAAAAUGAAGGCCGAACUUUGGUCACAGGCCGAAAUGCGCACAGAAGAUGCAGUGGAGAAAGCUCUUAAAGAGGCAGCAGCUAACCACAAUGCAUUUGUUCAAGACCUUAAACAAAAACAUGGAAAGGAAUUAAGGGAAGCGGUGAGGAAGGCAAAGGCGGAGAUGCAGCAGUCCCUGGCAGAUGAGCAGAAGAGAGAAGUUGAAGCUGUAGAGCAGCGCAUGGCUCACAGGCUUCAGCGUGCCUUCCUGGAGUGUGCCCAAGAGAAGGUGCAAGCGAUAGCUGAAGCCAGAAGGCAGGAGAGGGAAGUGGCACUGAAUGAAACAGCCAGGCAGCAAAGAAGGCAUUCAGACCAACUCAAAGAAGCAGGUGUAUUAGCUGAGGAACUAUAUCAUAAGAAUAUACAGCAAUUAAAGAAAGAAAAAAGUCAGGAGAUGAAUAUUGUCCUCGGUAUCACACAAAGAAAGAAUCAGUGUGAAACUGAAAAACAGCUCAAAGAAGCAGAGACCCUACAUCAUCAUGAGCUGGAAAAAGUGAUGAUUACUCUGGAAGCAGCAGAAGACCAAGUGAAGACUCUCAUCCAAAAAUUGGAAAAAAUGACAGCUCGGAAGGACAGCCUGGAAACUGAAAUACAAGCAACAAGACAAGCUCUUCAAAAGUAUAUUGAUGCCACAUUUCCUAACCUGUCUCCAGGACAAGCAGAUUUUAUUCUGCCACUCAGAAAAGCAUUUCAACAGAAAGACACCUCAAAAGAAACAGAGGAGAAUGACAAAGAAUAUAAGAGAGCUGGUACUCGAAGUGCAAUAUUCCCUGCAAAGGUUAAAUAGGAUUGCAAAUAGGUAAUGCUGAAAAAAUAAAUUCAUUUCUGUUCACCGAAUUAUAUGCCUGUGGUUAGAAAGAGACAGAGAAA